Messenger RNA from Anolis sagrei ordinatus, 2087 nucleotides. NCBI's taxonomy places the organism in Eukaryota, Metazoa, Chordata, Lepidosauria, Squamata, Anolidae. The record is from RefSeq and is a predicted model, not a curated record.
AUGUCAAUGAAAUUUCACCACGGUUUUCGAUUUCCAUGGGAUGAUAAGAAAGACGGUUUGAAAUUCUACACCGAUCCUUCAUAUUUCUUCAACUUGUGGAAAGAGAAGAUGUUGCAAGCCACGGAAGACAAGAGGAAAGAGAAACGCAGGCAGAAGGAGCAGCGCUUGGUGGAGGACUCCACUCGGGAAGUGAAGAAAGUGCGGAAGGCGCGCAACCGCCGCCUGGAGUGGAACAUGAUGGCCUAUGAUAAGGAGUUCCGUCCCGAUAACAGAUCGUAUGCCUCCGAUGCCGCUGACCACUCUUACCCGGCCAGCCCUAACCACCCUGCCCAGCAGAUACUAGCCCCGGGCUCCCACCUGGCAGCGGACAGCAAGGAGGUCCUUCUGGUGGCUCACCAAGCCCAGGAGCAUGUCUACCGAGCCCCCACAGCCGGCAGCCGCCAGAACAGCCUCAGCCGAGCCCAGCAGCCUCAUGUGCCGCAGCCAGCAGAGACUAUGCUCAAUGGACCGCGGCCUCAGAUAGUCAAGGAUUACGGCCCACAGCAGGUACCGAUGGCAGAAUACUUUGUGCCCCCGGCCCCUCCACCGCCUCCCCCGGUCAUUCCUUCGGCCCAAACCGCCUUCGACAGCCCCAUCGCCGCCCCUCCGGCCAUCAGCGUGGCAUCAUCCUCAGCUGCCGGCCACCCCUCCUACGCCCCCUCCCCACCCCCGGCUCCCCCUUGCCCCUACUCCGCCUCUCCCCCGCAGACUGGCACCAUGGGCCCCCCCGUGGCCCCACCACCACCGCCACCUGGCCCCCCCACCGUGAUCGCCUCACCUGCCCACUCUGCCUCCCCUCCGGCCGCAAGCGUGGAGCCCCGCAAGGGCCAGGGCGCACUCCUCCCCAUAAGCGACGCCAGGAGUGACCUCUUGGCCGCCAUCCGGAGAGGAAUCCAACUCCGGAAAGUCCAGGAGCAAUGGGAGCAGGAGGCAAAGAAGGAGCCGGUGGGCAACGACGUGGCCACGAUCCUCUCCCGCCGGAUUGCCGUGGAGUACAGCGAGUCAGACGACGACUCAGAGCUGGACGAGAACGAGUGGUCGGAUUGAGAGAGGGCGCAGAGGAGCCCCCCAAACCUCCCUCCGGCCCCUUUCCCCUGGCCAGGUGUGUGCGUGUGUGUGUGCGUGUUGGGUUGGCCAACCUUGCUGUCGUGGGCCGCACCCGCCGCAGCCUCUUGCGUUCAGGAGCUUUGCUUUUGUGCCAUUUUGCAUCGUGGAACCUAUUCCCAAGUGGCCUCUCUGUGGGCAAGUGUGCAUUAGUGACUCUUGUCUUUUUGAAAAAACUUUUUAAGGGGGUGAGCUGAUUUCCCUUCUCUCCUCCUGAGUGUAAAAACCACUUUGAACAAUGCUAGGAAAGCAAAACCCAAGCCAGGGACACAGCCUUGGGGUCCAUUGUACAUGGAGUUUUAUGGUAGCUUGAGGGAAGUGGGUUUGUCCUUCCUCAAGUAGACCCACUGAAUCAAUGGUUGAGGAAAAGGCCAACAUAUAGGGAAAUCCUAUUGUUAUUGUUGCUAUCUUGCCCUUUUAUUCACUAUUGGAGCAAGGGGCUGCAUCUACACUGUAGAAUUAAUGCGGUUUGACACCACUGUCACUGCCCUGGCUGAAUGUUAUGGAAACCUGAGAGUUGCCGUUUCAGAAGGUCGUUAGCCUUCCCUACCAAAGAGUGCUGGGGCCUCACUAAACUACAUCUCCCAGGAUCCCAUAGCAUCGAUCCACGGAAGUUAAAGUCGUGUCUUGGUGCAUGGUCACUCCGCCGUUGCAUAACCAAUACUCUUAACUCCAUCGCAUCAUUAGGCGAUGGUGAAAACUAUUCAAUUCCAUGUUGCGCACAUAUAAGGCUGUUGAGACCUAAGUCCUAAGUGAAAUGCAAGCCAUAAAAUAUGAAAUUAUUUUAAAGAAUAUAUAUAAGAAUAUAUAUAUAUAUAUAUCAGUAAAAUUGAAAAAAGUUAAAAGCAUGACCAAGAAAAAGAGACUAUACGAACGACACAAAACAUUAUGCAAAGCCCAUUUCCCCUAAGCAAUCUCUCUCCAAAAGCUCAUUGACACAAAAA